AUUAUUUUAUCCCCUUGGUGUAGCCAGUUAGUGAUCAAAACCUAAAAAGGGUAAGAAGAUUUCUCCUAUAAAUCACAUACUGGGACUUUCCCUUCAUAAUAGUUGUAAAAUAUAUGCCCACACCUGUGUGUAUCUAUACUUUCAUGGCAUUUUGUGAUUGUUAGUAGUUUAAAAUGGAUAGAUCUGGAUUCCACUUAAACUCAGGGAGUCAGAUCCUCCUACUCACCAGCUUCUUUGUUCUUUGCAUCAGCAAUUGGUGGUCAAGUGCUGCUGAGGCCUCCACAGUCCCACAAGAGCUUCUUAAAGGUUUCAAGGCCACUCCGAAUCCUUCCAUUUCUUCUUUCCAGCCAUUACUCAGCGAUUCUACUGGUAAUUACUCAUUGGGUUUCCUCCGAGUCAAUAAAAACCAGCUCAACUUAGCUGUUCUCCACAUCCAGUCUUCGGAACAACUAUGGUAUGCCAGAACGACCCGUUUACCGAGAUGGGCUCACUCGACGGAGCUCUUCUUCAAUGGCAGCCUUGUAUUAUCUGAUCCUCACACAGGGGUACUUUGGUCAACUCAGACGGAUGGAGACCGUGUUUGGCUCUCCAACACCUCGAAUCUCCAAAUCCAGAAGCUUGAUGACGUCGCUGUUUUGUGGCAAAGUUUUGAUUUUCCCUCAGAUACGCUUGUUGAGAACCAAAAUUUCACUAGUGCCAUGACUUUGGUUUCUUCAAAUGGCCUUUAUUCUAUGCGGUUAGGAUCCGAUUUUAUCGGGUUAUACGCCAAGUUCAACCCGGGUACUGAUCCAGGUCAAAUAUAUUUGAAGCACAGAGCAUUAGAGGCCAAGGCACGUAUAGUAAAGGGCCAAGGACCCAUACACAUAAUUCUCAUGUCAGACGGGUAUUUGGGUAUGUUCCAAACGGGUUCAACUCCUGUUGAUGUACAAUCCUUCAACAGUUUUCAGCAAAACGUAUCGGGGACCCGCCGGGUCCGUAUCGAACCGGAUGGGAAUCUCAAAGGGUAUUUCUGGGCCGGUUCAAGUUGGAUCGUGGAUUACCAAGCAAUAUCCGAACCGUGCGAAUUGCCUAGUCCAUGCGGGUCAUAUGGUCUGUGUCAACCAGGCAAGGGAUGUUCUUGCCUAGACAACCGGACAGAGCCCGUCUCCGGCGGGUGUGUCUCGUCAGAAAAUCACAUAUCCGUUGACCUCUGCCGUGCCUAUGACAACAAAUACAAAGUACUGCGAAGAAGUGGGGUAGAAUUACCGUAUAAAGAACUAAUGGGGUACAAGAAAAUGGAGUCCAUAACACAAUGUGAAAGUGCAUGUGAAUUGAACUGUACGUGUUGGGGUGCGGUGUACAGUAACUCAUCUGGGUUCUGCUACAUGCUAGAUUAUCCCAUGCAAACCCUAGUAGCUGUGUGGGAUGAGACCAAGAUGGGUUAUUUUAAGCUGCGGGAGGGUCCAGGGAAGAAAAAGGUGGAUACCUGGUUAGGCUUAGGAUUAGGGUUGCUCUUUGGGGCAAUUCUGGUAUUUGGUGGAGUAAUAGGGUUAGUUUGGUAUAAGUUGAGAAGCAAACGAGUCAAAAGGUACGUCGAAGAAGAGAGUAUUGGUGUGGGUCCAUACAAAGAUUUGGGGGCAGCCAGUUUUAGGUCAAUUGAAUUAUGUGAGAAGUGACGUAAGGGAUGACGGCACGAAAAAUUGUGGGACCCGGUUAAAAUCCACUAGUUUAUGGUUAAAAUCCACUAGUUUAUGUUCCAACCAAUGACCAUAGACUUGGUGCAUGCUUCAUGGUACACGUGUCUUUAUGAAUUCAAAUUGAGGAGUAGUGGCAUCUAGAUGGUGCAGUGUGGCACCCCCGCACUACUGAAUCUUUACAGUGCAUAGAGUUAUUAUAUAUUCUGUAUAUUCAAUCUUUGUUUGUCAAUCAUUCUAUCACAU
This is a messenger RNA of Olea europaea var. sylvestris, 1919 nucleotides long. Its product is annotated as PAN domain-containing protein At5g03700. Gene Ontology annotation, biological process: recognition of pollen. The record is from RefSeq and is a predicted model, not a curated record. The transcript has a single exon. Lineage: Eukaryota; Viridiplantae; Streptophyta; Magnoliopsida; Lamiales; Oleaceae. The coding region runs from base 174 to 1655 and encodes 493 amino acids.